Dendrobium catenatum is the source of this 1974-nucleotide messenger RNA. RefSeq names its product protein POLLEN DEFECTIVE IN GUIDANCE 1. Gene Ontology annotation, biological process: maintenance of protein localization in endoplasmic reticulum. Lineage: Eukaryota; Viridiplantae; Streptophyta; Magnoliopsida; Asparagales; Orchidaceae. Gene Ontology annotation, cellular component: endoplasmic reticulum membrane. The coding region runs from base 56 to 1834 and encodes 592 amino acids. The record is from RefSeq and is a predicted model, not a curated record. The transcript has 11 exons.
GAGGCCGGCCUUCUCUCUGUUUCUUGUUCAUCGUGCCUUCGCAUCUAUCCCGCCCAUGUCCCUCAGAUCCGUCCAGAGAAAGGCCUCGUUCGAUUUACUCGAAGGAGAGAGCUCCGGCGACGGUGGCAGUCUCUUUGAACGCCUGAUUUCCGAUUUACCUGAAGAGAGCGUGUUCAUCAAUGGCCGCGCUAGCCGCCGAAAGCGCAGAUCGAAGGCUGCGAAGAAGAAAAAAGCCGCUGAGGAACCUUUGUUGGAACUGGACGGUCCAUUUAUUUUAUCUGAGAACAACGCGCCGCAUGAGAUUGGGAUGAAAUUUUCAGUUUGUGAGAGUCGAUCAGUGGUGGAAUCUGCUUGCGAGAGUACCGUGGUGGAGACGGACACCGAGAGCUCUCGAGUGAGUUGUGUUUCGUAUGUGGAGUUGAGGCAGAGGUAUGUGAACAGUGUUGCUUCUGAUGAUAAUGUAGCCGAUGAUGCAAGCAACUAUAAGGAGAGCUCGACAGCGGGGAAGUGGAAACCUGAAUCUAUUGGUGGCGCUGCCAAGUUGGAAUCCAUGGAGUCUUUAGAUUGGAAAAGAGUCAUGGCGGACAAUCCUGAUCUUCUGGGAGAAGUUUCAAGUGUAGAGAUAGCGCCUAUGAAAUACUUUAUGGGAGAAAUAUAUGGUGGAAAUUCUCUUAGAAGCACAAUCUCUGUGGGGAAUGAGAAGAAACGGCAAAGGGUCUAUAAUACCAUGUUUCAUGUUCCAUUUAGGUGUGAAAGGCUUAUUAUGGCAGGCUUCUUUUUCUGUGUAGAUUCAUUUUUGUCACUGUUAACAAUAAUGCCAGCAAGAAUCCUAAUAAUUAUCUGGAGGGUGCUGAGAACCAGACAUUUUCAGCGACCAAAUGCUGCAGAGCUGUCUGAUUUUGGUUGUUUUAUAGUGUUAGUUCUUGGUGUCACAACUUUACAGAGGACAGAUAUCAGUUUAAUAUACCACAUGAUAAGGGGGCAAGGAACAGUCAAGCUCUAUGUGGUUUAUAAUGUCUUAGAAGUUUUUGAUAAACUUUGUCAAUCCCUUGGUGAAGAUGUUUUGCAAGUUCUGUUUAGCUCGGCGGAGAGUUUGUCAAGUUGUUCUGCAGAAAAUUUCAAGCUUGAAGUUGGAAAAUUUAUUUUUGAUGCAGCCAUUGCUAUUGUUUCAUUUAUUCUUCAUUCAUUUAUCUUAUUAGCGCAGGCAGUUACCCUUUCAACUUGCAUUAUUGCCCACAAUAAUGCUUUGCUUGCCUUAUUGGUGUCAAAUAACUUCGCCGAAAUAAAGAGUAAUGUAUUCAAACGUGUUAGCAAAGACAACCUACAUAAUCUUGUAUAUUCAGAUAUAAUAGAAAGGUUCCACAUUACUGCGUUUGUGUUAUUUGUGCUUGCUCAAAAUAUCUUGGAGGCAGAGGGUUCCUGGUUUGAGAGCUUUCUUAUGAAUGCUUUCAUGGUUUACAUGUGUGAAAUACUAAUUGAUUCAAUCAAGCAUUCUUUCCUUGCAAAAUUCAACGAUAUAAAACCAGAUGCAUACUCUGAAUUCCUAGAAGACCUCUGCAAACAGACUCUAAAUGAGAAGCCCGAGGGCCGUCCGAAAGAUCUUACUUUCAUUCCCAUUGCACCAGCUUGUGUGGUCAUCCGAGUUUUAACUCCAAUCUAUGCAACUCUUCUUCCCUAUGGCCCCUUCAUGUGGAGACUAUUUUGGAUAAUUGUCUGGUCAAGCCUCACAUAUGUCAUGCUUGCUAUAAGCAAAAUAAUGGUAGGUCUUACGCUUCGCCGGCUGGCAAACUGGUACUUGAAUUUGCGACAGGAGAGAAAGCAACAUAUGGAUUGAUUAUUUCAAUAUAUCAAUUUCCCAUUGCUUUGAACUUCCAUGCUGUUGAUUAUUUCUUGCUCAUGGAAGUAUUGUUCAUCUUUAACUUUUCGUGUUCAUGAUGUAAAUUUUCCAUUUGGUUAACUUUUUUUACAUUGCUA